Alternaria alternata is the source of this 1789-nucleotide messenger RNA. RefSeq lists its product as hypothetical. The record is from RefSeq and is a predicted model, not a curated record. Bases 386 to 1750 code for a protein of 454 amino acids. NCBI's taxonomy places the organism in Eukaryota, Fungi, Ascomycota, Dothideomycetes, Pleosporales, Pleosporaceae. The transcript is spliced from 2 exons.
GAAUGGUCAACACCACUUGACAGCACCUGGACGCCGCGAAGGAUUCCCGGAUGAGUCUGCCAAUAUGUUGAAGGCUGGGCGAUAGCGCAUGUCGUGAGGGAGGUCGGACAGGGACCCAGCUCUACAACUGACCCAAACAAGCCAUGACGUAAGACAAACGACUCGCUCCGAGGCGUCUUCCACUACGGCACACGACCGUCUGGUUAGUACGUGGGAGCAUUACCAGAGCCUCCGCCAUGCUUCCACGGCGCCUGCAACCAUCGCGAUCAGGUGAUCCGUAUCUCUGUCACGUCGCGCCUUCUUGAAGCGACAUCUAGGCACCGAUCGACAACGCUGUCCUCCACGUUGCUUCUUCCCAGCGCCAACCAGUUCCCGGAGGUCCGUCAUGGACACUGCGCCGGCCGAUGGACAAGGCAUUCACCCUCAACUUCGCCAGAGGAUGUUGAACCGCGCCGCCACGUUUGCUGAGGGUGCGCGGCCUUCCACUCCACCUACAGCACCCCCUCGACGCCGCAGUUCCCUCGUUUCCGACCUGUCCGACUCGCGCUAUUCGUUGCGAUCGUCUAGCGACAGCCUGCUCAGAACGAGUGGGAGGAAUGACAUGGACAAACAUGCGACUUCGGAUGAGCCGUCACGGUGGCUUGCGCUGCCUGUUGUGGCUGCCGUCGUGCCUGCCAUCAUUGGGCUGACAGUAGACAACGGCGCAGACGUCGCUACAGACGUUUUGAUACUGGUAUUAGCGGGGUGGUUUCUACAUUGGAGUGUCAAAGUACCAUGGGACUGGUACCAUGAAGCACAGCAACGACGAUACCUAAACGACGAUGUAGAUGACGCGACAUACGACGACACGAUACAUGAGGAAGACGAGGAUGCGCCGGAGAGCAUUGAGGAGCCUGUAGGAGAGUCGCAAGAUCCAAAGCUCCACACUACAAUCAACGCGCCGGCCUCGCAAGCGCAGAAAGAAGCCCGCGAAGCAUUGAAGCGAUCAGAGAUGCUAGCAUUCGUUGGCUGCUUCCUAGGUCCUCUACUCGGCGCCCUGCUCAUGCACACCAUUCGCGGCCAACUCAUGCGCGCCGAAGGCAUAGUAUCCGACGCCAACCUCAGUAUAUUCCUUCUCAUCGCAGAGAUUCCACCCGUUAACCGCCUGAUCAAGAUGCGGACAGAGCGCAUUCUCCACCUCCAGCGCAUCGUCCGAGAAGCUCCAAGGGAGCCAGUUCGAUCAGCAGACACACAACAACUCUCACAGCGGAUAUCCGAACUAGAGGGUCGCGUCGAUGGCGUGCAAACCACCAAUAACAAUAACAACGAGGUAGACGUAGAGAAACUCAGCGCAGAAGUCCGACAAACAACCCAACUCCAACUCGAUGCUCUAAACCGCGCAGUCAGGCGUUACGAAAAGAGACACAUGGCACAAUCUUUGCAAAUCGAAGCCCGCUUUCAAGAUCUAGAAGCACGACUGAAAGAUGCACUUGCCCUGGCUGCCGCAGCUGCCAGGACUGGUCAGCGGCCCGGCGUGAUUGCUAUGACGCUGAGCUGGAUUGCUGGUACUAUCAGCUACAUGUUGCAGGUGGCUUGGGACGUUGUCAUGUAUCCCUUCCGUACAGCGAUUAUUGCGGUUUCAAUGGCUAAGAGUCUGUUUGUGAGAGACGAGCGGCGGGUGAGACGGAAGGGGAAGGGUGGUGGAGCAGCGCAAAUGAAUGGGCACAUGGGUGUCGCGACAGGAAGGCUGCAGGCGAAACCUGCGCGAUAGAUUACUCUCCUCUAUUAAUACACCUAUUUCGAUUCCUUC